Messenger RNA from Rhododendron vialii, 3759 nucleotides. Its product is annotated as endo-1,4-beta-xylanase 1-like. Lineage: Eukaryota; Viridiplantae; Streptophyta; Magnoliopsida; Ericales; Ericaceae. Gene Ontology annotation, biological process: carbohydrate metabolic process. Bases 805 to 3621 code for a protein of 938 amino acids. Gene Ontology annotation, molecular function: hydrolase activity, hydrolyzing O-glycosyl compounds. The transcript has 8 exons. The record is from RefSeq and is a predicted model, not a curated record.
AAAAAGAACAAAAAGAAGAUACGAUGACCUCACCGGAGCAACCCAUGUCAAAUCUCAAACAAGCCCGAACGAAAUCAUAGCACCCCGAGCGGUUCUCGACAAACCUUGCUGUGCCCUGAACCGCUGGUCUUCGUUCUCUGAUUAGUUGAGCUUCAGUCAACUCACACACUACACCGAAAACCAGAAGCUAGCUGCCCGAACUGAAGAAGAAAAUAGCCGGCAACCCAUGUUGCCUCGAACCCCACAAGCGGCCGGAUCCCACAAGCGACCGCGGAGAUCCUACUCUUCGAACCUCACAAACGACCAAAAAAUCCGACCACCGAGAUCAGUCAUCAGUGCCAGUAAUCUUUGUGAAGUCACGUUACGUAUUUACUAUUUCCACCUAUAUUAUUUUAUUGCGCAACCUCCUAAAAUCAUGAUAGAGUGAAGGACAAACCCUGUUUCUCCCUUUGAUGAAUGAAAGCUAAGCUAGUCUUCACCUAACCUAAGUAUAUUAUUAAUUGUAAAUUAAGCUUCCCUGUAAAGAUUAUAAAGAAAGCAAGGUAGAUGGAGAACGCAUUUACAAGAAUGUAGUAGCAUCCCUAAAAACCCACAAACCUUUCAUUUCAAUUCAAGCAUACAAGGGUUCACGAGGGCUUGGAGUCAAAUUUUAACAAAAGAAGGGAUUUGAUUUCUUCUGGUGGAUUACUCAAGAGUCCAGACCAAGUGGGAUUAUCUUUAAGUGAAGAGAAAAAGGUAUGGACACAAGCUAUUCGUAGGCUUCAAUUGUACAUUUCCAAAACCCAGAGGGGGUUUAGUAUAUAAAUGAGAAAGCUAUUGAAUUGGUGCUUCAAGGGUCCAGUCUCUCCAACAAACCAGAGUCUCAGCAAAUCACAGGGAUCCAUGGGAGAAACUAUGGAGCGCCCAUCAGCAGGCAAUGCCGAAAAUUUGAACUCUGAGAGAUCAGACGAAAACAUGAACAACUCAAGGGGCAGUGUUGCUUCUAACAUUAUAGUGAACCAUGAUUUCUCUAGAGGGCUUGACUCAUGGCAUCCCAACUGCUGUCACGCGUUUGUAGUUUCCGCUGAGCCAGGCAGAAAUCAUGUUGUUGUUACCAAUCGCAAGGAACCUUGGCAAGGAUUAGAACAAGAUAUCUCAGGAAAAGUUACUGCGGGUCCGAACUACAGAGUUUGUGCUCGUGUUGGCAUCUCAGGCCCUAUUCAGAGCUCAGCUGUUGUCACGGCCACACUCAGACUAGAAUUCCGCCAUUCACCCACUACCUACAUGUUCAUUGGAAAAUCUUCUGUUUCGAAAGAUGAGUGGAAAACAUUGGAAGGCAUGUUCCAACUUUCAACUUUGCCCGACCGCAUUGUAUUUUAUUUGGAAGGGCCAUCUCCUGGAAUAGACCUACUCAUAGAGUCCAUAGUGAUCUCUUGUCCCUACACGAUCAAAACUGAAGAUACAAGCACUCGAUGCUUUGGCCCGGGAGAUGAAAACAUCAUACUAAACCCCAACUUCGAGGAUGGCAUUAACAAUUGGUCCGGAAGAGGCUGUAAGAUUGUACUACAUGACUCUAUGGGAGAUGGAAAAGUAAUGCCAAUGUCUGGAAAGUAUUUUGCAUCUGCAACGGAACGCACACAGAUCUGGAAUGGGAUCCAACAGGAAAUAACUUCAAGGGUCCAGCGAAAGCUUGCUUACGAAGUUACUGCCAUGGUGCGAAUAUUCGGUAACAAUGUCACUAGUGCAGUUGUACAGGCUACAUUGUGGGUUCAGACCCCAGAUCUCCGUGAGCAAUACAUAGGAAUUGGCAACUUGCAGGCAACAGACAAAGAUUGGGUGCAGUUGCAGGGGAAAUUUCUUAUAAAUGCUUCCCCCUCAAAGGUGGUAAUUUCUUUGGAAGGUCCACCUCCUGGCACUGAUAUUCUCCUCAAUAGCUUUGUUGUAAAGCAUGCUGAGAAAGUCCCUCCUUCACCUCCACCAGUUAUUGAGAAUCCGGCUUUUGGUGUUAACAUUAUUACCAACAGCAACCUUUAUGAUGGCACCACCCAGUGGUUUCCCCUUGGUAGUUGCAGUUUAAGUGUUCAAAGCGGAUCACCACAUAUACUUCCUCCGAUGGCAAGAGAUUCUCUAGGAGACCACGAGCCCCUAAGUGGUCGCUACAUUCUUGUGACCAAUCGCACCCAAACGUGGAUGGGUCCCGCUCAGAUGAUCACUGAUAAACUGCAGCUUUAUUUGACAUACCAGGUAUCCGCAUGGGUACACAUUGGUUCUGCGGCAAGCAGACCCCAAACUGUGAGCGUUGCACUUAAGGUGGAUAACCAGUGGGUUAACGGGGUUCAAGUUGAGGUUAAUGGUGACACGUGGCAUGAAAUUGGUGGGUCUUUUAGAAUCGAGAAGAAACCAGAUAAGGUGAUGGUUUGUGUGCAAGGUCCUGCUUCAGGUGUUGACGUGAUGCUAGCUGGACUCCAAAUUUUCCCAGUUGACCACCAGGCAAGGUUCAGACAUUUGAAGAGGCAGACAAAUAAGAUACGCAAGCGCGAUGUCAUCUUGAAAUUCUCCGGAUCAGACUCAAGCAGUCUGGUAGGCACGAUUGUGGAUGUAAAACAAACGCAAAAUAGUUUCCCCAUUGGCGCAUGUGUGAAUAGAACAAACAUAGACAACGAAGACUUUGUCAAUUUCUUCACGAAACAUUUCAACUGGGCUGUUUUUGGAAAUGAGCUGAAGUGGUACUGGACGGAGCCACAACAAGGAAACUUCAAAUACAAAGACGCUGACGACAUCUUGACCUUAUGUCAGAGCCACAACAUGGAAGUCCGUGGCCACUGCAUCUUCUGGGAAGUGGAAAACAUGGUUCAAUCAUGGGUAAAAUCUUUAAGCACAAAUGACUUGAGGACAGCUGUUCAAAACCGUCUAAACGGCCUCCUCACGCGAUACAAAGGGAAGUUCAAACACUAUGACGUGAACAAUGAGAUGCUUCACGGAUCCUUUUAUCAAGACCACCUGGGUAAAGACAUACGCGCAAACAUGUUCAAAACCGCAAACCAACUGGAUCCCACUGCGACCCUGUUCGUGAACGAUUACAACGUCGAGAACGGAUGCGACAUUCGAUCCUCCCCUGAGAAGUACAUUGAACACAUCCUCGAUCUUCAAGAACAGGGAGCCCCAGUGGGGGGAGUUGGAAUUCAAGGACACAUAGAUAGCCCGGUGGGUCCCAUCGUCUGUUCUGCACUGGACAAGUUGGGUAUUCUCGGUCUUCCGAUAUGGUUCACUGAGCUCGACGUGUCGUCUGUUAACGAGUACGUUAGGGCGGAUGAUUUGGAAGUUAUGCUUCGCGAAGCGUUUGCUCAUCCGGCGGUGGAGGGAGUAAUGUUGUGGGGGUUUUGGGAGCUUUUUACAUUUCGGAAGAAUUCCCAUUUGGUGAAUGCCGAAGGGGACGUGAAUGAAGCCGGCAGGAGGCUUCUUUCACUUAAGCAAGAGUGGUUGUCUGAUGCUCAGGGGCAUAUCGAUGAACAAGGUCAGGUAGAGUUCAGAGGGUUCCCAGGGAGCUAUGAAGUGGAAAUUGUUGGCGUCUCAACGAAGGUUUCCAAAACAUUUGUUGUCGACAAGGGCGAGUCUCCUCUGGUGGUAUCUAUCAAUCUAUAGUUUGUGAAAAGAGAAGAUGUUAUACUGGUUGGUUGGUGACCUUACAAUUACUACACUUGUAAAUGAAAAAUGUUUGAUCUCUUGAUUUACCAUUGUAAAUUUUAAGCAAAGGAAUAAUAACAUGGUCCUCUCUGUUUA